This is a messenger RNA of Columba livia (rock pigeon), 5445 nucleotides long. Its product is annotated as receptor-type tyrosine-protein phosphatase kappa. Gene Ontology annotation, biological process: protein dephosphorylation. The coding region runs from base 122 to 4627 and encodes 1501 amino acids. The record is from RefSeq and is a predicted model, not a curated record. Gene Ontology annotation, molecular function: protein tyrosine phosphatase activity; protein binding. The transcript has 31 exons. NCBI's taxonomy places the organism in Eukaryota, Metazoa, Chordata, Aves, Columbiformes, Columbidae.
AUGUGAUUACUCUGUGUGGCUGCUUCCUUUCUGUCCUCACAACUCUUGUAAUCAGACUGGUGUGCUGUGAGGCAGCCACUGGGGCUGAGACCUCAGUCCUGCCCCAGGUGCAUAAGCAAACAUGGACUUACGAUGGACAUUUCUCCUGGUCCUCAUGCUUCUGCUGGCAGUGACAGAGCAGGAAGAGCCAGACCUGCAUGUCUCUGGAGAACCUUCAGAAACAGACGGAUGCCAGCAGCCCCAGUGGGACUCAAGGCUCCACUUUACCCCAAACCAGAACUUCUAUGGGCUCAAUGAAGAGGUGACACUGAGCUGCUUUGUGGAAGACUCCCCUCCCCUUGCUGUGAUCAGAUGUGCAAAAGGGAUGACUCCAGGUUGGAAGAAUGCUUGGGAGGUGAAGGACAAUAAGGACAUGUGGCAUGAGGUGUCAGAGAACCUCACCUGCACCACAGGAAGGUGCCCAGAACCCCAGUGGGAUGAACGACUUCGGUUUUCAUCAAACAGAAGAAAUUACCGACAGAAUGAAGAGCUGAACCUGACCUGUCUGGGAGCUCUGAAGCCAUCCUUGCCCAAGGUCAAAUGUGCAAAGCAAUUUCUAACAGUGAAGUAUGGAGAACCAGUCUAUGGAGAAACCUGGUGGGGCAGGAACAGCACAGGUGCCUGGAUACCCAUUGAGAGGGCCCUAGAGUGUAUUGAAAUGUGCCAAAGACCCCAGUGGGACACAAGGCUGGAGCUAACCCCAGAUCAGGAGAAUUACAAGAAGAACGAAGAAGUGAUGCUGAGAUGCCCUGAGGGUUUACAGCUGUCCUUCACCAAAAUCAAAUGUUCAGUCGUAGUCCGGCACGACAGUAAUGGGAAAGCUGUAUACAAAGAAUUUUGGUAUGGAAUGGACAUGCAUGGUGGGAUCUCCAUUCAAUCCAAUGUGGAAUGCCUCGAAACAUGUCAGAAGCCCCAGUGGGACACAAAACUCCAGCUGUUACCAAGCCAGUGGAUCUACAAGAAGAAUGAAGAAGUGAUGCUGAGAUGCACGGCAGGUUUCCAGCCAUCCUUCACCAAAAUCAAAUGUUCAAGUGAAGACCAGCACAACAGUUCGGAGAAACCUGUAUACAGAGGAGUUUGGCUUGGAAUGGAGAGCAGAGGUGGCUGGAUCCCCAUUCAGUACGGCGUGGAGUGCCUCGAAACGUGCCAAAGGCCCCAGUGGGACGCCAGACUCCGGCUGGUACCAGACCAGGAGAAUUAUAAGAAGAAUGACCAAGUGACACUAAGCUGCCCUCAGGGUUUCCAGCCAUCUGUCACCAGAAUCAAAUGUUCAAGCAACGUCCAGCCCAUCAGCUCUUGGAAUCCUCCACACAGAGGAGAUUGGAGUGUAUGGGACAGCAGAGGUGUCUGGAUCCACGUUGCGUCCAGUGUGAAGUGCAUCGAAAUGUGCCAAAGGCCCCAGUGGGACAUUAGACUCCAGCUGGUACCAGACCAGGAGAAUUAUGAGAAGAACAAACAAGUGAUGCUGAGCUGCCCUGAGGGCUUCCAGACACCCUUCACCCAUGUCACAUGUAGAGGGGCAGGCCAGCCCGUCAGUAAUAGGCAGCCUGUGUACACAGACCAAUGGUUUGGUUGGGACAGCAGAGGUACCAGGACCCGCAUUCGGUACAGCGUGCAGUGCAUCGACAUCCUCCAGGUUGUCCCUGGGACCCUGGAGAUUUCCAGCACCAGCAUCAAACUGAACUGGACCUGCAGUGUCCCUGACGUGUGCCAGCGCAUGCGGGCCAGGUGCCGUUUGGCAGGACCUUUGUCCUCUCCCUGUGAGGCUGAAGAGGUGAAGGGAGAAGAGACACUGCAGGGCCAGGAGGGAACGUUCACCUGUCCCGCUCUGCAGCCCUUCACUGACUACAGUGUCACCAUCUCCCUGCCACCCAACAUGAUCUUGUACACACAGCUCUUCAGGACAAAAGAAACAGUGCCAGACAAACUGGAGAAGCUGUGGCUGGAUCCCAGCACAGGGUUCCUCAGAUGGAAGCCGCUGCCCUCCUGCAAAGGGGAGAUCAUUGGAUACCAGCUGAACAUCACAACAAGUAGCACGCAGGACGGCAGCCUCCUGGAGAUGGAGCGGCUGUGGCUGAAUAGCCCUGUCACUGAGUACCGCCUGCCUGAGCACAGCCCUGGCAGCAGAUAUGUGGUGAUGAUACAGGGACUCACGGCUGCUGGAGCCGGGGCUGCAUCACUGUGGGAGCUUCAGGCCAACAGCUCGGAUACCCCACACCCUCUCGACAUCAGCUGCCACAGCAUCCGUGACAUCUCCCCAUCCCAAGGGACAGCAGUGCUUCCUCUCCACCCCAUCGCCCGUCCCUCUGAAGCAGUGAGGGAGCACCAGCUCAUCGUGGCUGUGAUGGACAAUGUCACGUCAGUGGAAGGUGCCUGUUCAUGGGAGCCGCAGCCCUUCAAUGCCAGCCAGCAGCCUGGUGCUUACGUGGCUGCUGUGCUCAACCUCACGGCCCCCACAGAAUUUGUGUUGGGCAAUGGGACCCACGGGCAGGGUUACCACAACGCUGCCCUUCACCCGGGUUGGGACUACAUGGUCCUUCUCCGUCUAGUCCGCCGCUCACAACAGGCAGAGAAGUUCUCCUGCAUCUGCUACAGCUUCUCUCUUGGGCGGGAACCGGUGCCUCGGCUGGGCAGAAUGUCUGUGCUUCUGGCAGUCUUGCUGGUGGCUGCACUCCUGGUACUGGGGAUUUUGCUGCUCUUCGUGCUUUUCAGGAGAAAGCACAACAGUUCAAAAACCUCAGAGAACAACAGUGUUAUCCCCCUGCGAAAACGUCAAGGAGGUGUGGGCAAGCUGAACACACAGAUCCCAGUGGAGGAACUGCUGGAGGCUCUGAAGAGGUUCAAAAGGGCAGAAAUAGAAUCAGAGCAGACAGAGGAUGAAUCAGUCAACAGGCAUGGCGCUGGGCGUCUGAGAGAGUAUCAGCAACUGUCCUCCACUUUGUUGCACCCCUGCGAUGCUGGGAAGGAGCUGCGUAAUCAGAACAAGAACCGCUACAACAGCAUCAUCCCGUACGAUCACUGCCGCGUGGUGCUACAAAACUCUGACACAGAGAAUGGCUACAUCAAUGCCAGCUACGUGGAUAGCUACCGGAGUCCACACUUCUUCAUUGCAGCUCAAGGCCCCUUGCCUGGCACAGUGGUGGAUUUCUGGCAGAUGGUCUGGCAGGAGAAGACCUCAGUCAUUGUGAUGCUGACGGGCUUAGUGGAGCAGAACAAGACCAAGUGUGAGCAGUACUGGCCAGAGCAGGAGCAGGUAUACGGGGACUUCACUGUGACACUCAACAACACCAGGACCACCACGAGCCUUGUCACACGCGUCUUCUGCCUGCAGAAGGCGGGCUGUGCUCUCCCAAGAGUGGUGGAGCAGUUUCACUACCUGCUGUGGCCAGACCACGGAGUGCCCAGAAACCCUGCCCAGCUCCUGUGCUUAGUGGAGGUGGUGAACAAGAGGGCUUUGGAAGCUCCUGCUGGACCCGUGCUGGUGCACUGCAGCGCAGGGAUUGGGCGCACAGGUACCUUCAUCGCCCUGGACUUCCUCCUGAAGAUGGGGAAAGCUGAGAGGAAGGUGGAUGUGUUUCACUGCAUACAGAAGCUGAGAGAACAGCGGGUCAGCAUGGUGCAGACCAAGGAGCAGUACACCUUCCUGUACGAGGUGCUGCUUGAAGGCUUGCUCUGUGGCAACACCGGGGUCCCAGUGGAGAGCAUCACCAGCCAUGUUCACUGCCUUCGAGAAGCUGAGACCUCAAGGCACAACAGUGUCCUUGAGAAGGAGUUCAAGGCCCUGCAGAAGUUUUCUGAGUUGUUCGAGCUCAUGCCAUGCAGAGAAGCAGAGAAACCCAGCAACCAGCCCAAGAACCGCAAGCCAGGGAUCCUGCCAGCGGAUUCCUGCCGGCCCAUCCUCAUGUCCUCGCUGAAUGCAGAUGGUUCACCAGGUUACAUCAAUGCCGUGUUUGCCAGCACAUACACCAAAGAGGACAGACUCGUCAUCACCCAGCUGCCUUUCCCCACCACGCUGGUGGAUUUUUGGGCUCUGGUCUGGGAUUACACCUGCACAUCGGUGGUUGUGCUGAACCAGCUCCAGGAGCUGGACCAGACAUAUGUGGAGUUCUGGCCCACCCAGGAUGAAGCUGCCUAUGGCCGUUUCCAUGUCCACCUCAUCUCAGAGGAGCCUGGAGAUGGAUUCACAACCUGGACAUUUGCUCUCACCAACAAGCAGCAGCCCAAGAAGUCUGCACUAGAAGUCCAGUUCUGGCAACUGAAGGACUGGCCCAUGCAGCAGCGUCUUCCCCCGCACCCUGCCACCAUCAUCAGCCUGCUAGGGAAGGUGGAGACACACCAUCGGCAGAGACAAGAUGGGCAUAUCCUGGUCACCUGCUGGGACGGUGCCAGCCGGAGUGGAAUCUUCUGUGCUGCUGGUUUCCUGUGUGAACAGAUCCAAAGUGAGGGGCUGGUGGAUGUAUCCCAGGCUGUGAGGAUGCUGAAGAGGCGGCGGAGACAGAUGAUUAAAGAUGUGGAGCAGUAUGGGUUCUGCUACGAACUCGCCCUCAGUUACUUGAAUUCAUUUGAAACAUAUGGGAAUUUCAAGUAGAGGUGUGACCACAGCCCAUCUCCAGCCAGGACUUUGACUCUCUUGACAGCCCUCCAUCAGUAACAGUGGAAACCAGAGGAGAUGAGAGGGGUGUGUGCAGCCCCAAGGUGCUUUACUCCCCUGAAAAAAAGCCAUCCCAAUGGUCUUCUGCAGCUGGAGAGCACAGGCUGGAAUGUCUCCAAAUUGUGAUCACACUUUGAAGUGGGGAUAUGACCCUUUCCUAGAGUUUGCACAAGAACUUACCUGGAAUCACAGCCCAAGCACACAGACCAGAGCAGAGGCAUGAUCAUUUGACCUGUCCCAUCCAGGCUCCCUUGUUGCCUCAAGCAGUCCCAGGGAAAGUGGGGUAGCUCCACCAACACUCAAACUGUGUUUUGCCAGGGAAGCAUCAAAUGGCUGUAAGAUCCAUGGAUCUCAAAGGCACAGGGUAUCUGUCCUACUUUGGGAGAAACAUGAAGCCCAAGGCCAACAAGAGCCAAAGCAGGGACAAUCCACAGCCCUGCAGUACUAGCCUGGUUCUUCCAGCCCACACAAUCCCUUCCUGGAUUUUCAUCUGUCUGAUGCUGAUUCAGGUGCUGCAGCCCUACCAGGUCCAGCGAGGCUCCCUCACUAGUCCCUCUGGCUCCACCAUGACAAUCCCUGGUUGUAGCACCUCAACUCAGACACUCUGGAUGUUGUUCUGGCAGGCUACUUCCCAGAAAAGGGCUGCUGCACCGUGAAUACUGGUUCUGCCUUUUCUGGUCAAGGGUAAAAGGCUUCACAGCCACGACUGACCCCAUGGCACUGUUCUGUGGCUCACCAAUAAAGGCUCUCUUCUG